AUGGAGAUAACUAAGCUUAUAAAGAAGGGACGUAAGAGGGGACGACCCAGAAAGGAUGGAGUAAAACGGCCAGAUGAGUCGGUAGGUCAGUCGUUAUUGGAUGUUCUUGAGUAUGAUGAGGCUGAGGAUGUAGAGAGUGAGGAGGAUAGUUGGUUUAGUUCUGACGAGGUUGAGCCGGGGUCGGGUGGGGCUCUGGGAGGGGCAUCUGAGGCAUCUGAGGCCCUGAAUGAAACGCUUGGGACGUUUGAGGCCCUGGAUGAGAUGCCUGAGGCAUCUGAAGCCCUGGGUGAAAGGCUUGAGACGUUUGAUGCGACGCCUGAGGCAUCUGAAGCCCUGGGUGAAGCCCUGGAUACGACGCCUGAGACGUUUGAAGCUCUGGGUGAAGCCCCGGGUGAGCUGUUUGCUCCAGAAAAGCUUGUCGACCCCAUCAUUGAUAUCACUUCAAAACAGCCCUUAAAAUUGUCAGUCGAAGAACAACCAUCCAGAAGAUACUCACGAAGAUCAUCAUUAUCUAAUCGCGGUAAGAGGUUAUCGUCAAUUGGAAAUGGAUUCAUAGCAGAGCCUCAUUCAGAGGUACCUAUUGAAGAGUUUUACAAGCAUUUCGAUCGAGAUUUGCCAGAUCCUCAAAAGAUGAGACAACUCUUGAUCUGGUGUUGUCGACGAAUUGACUUUGGAGUAUCAAAAAAGGAUCCACAACUGGUAGAUGUGGCUCGAAAAGUGAAAGAAACGUUUACAAAGAACCUUAUGGAAGGUAAAAUGGACAUAAGUUGGUGGAAAACAAGACAGGGUCAAGAUAAAUCGCAUCUACCAAUAAGAAUGAGACCUAAUGAGACAAAUAUUCGAAAUCUGAACACAUUAAAGGUGUAUAGACGCAAAUUGGAUCGAUUAAAUGGAGAACAAGUUGAAUGGUCGAAAGUGACAUCGAAAAAACCAGAGAGAAUUGAACAAAUCUAUGAAAAAGCGACUAACAUUGACGAUAAAAGAUUGGACAGACUACAGACACAGAUAGACAUGAUUGACGACUCUUAUAAAGACAAGAAAAAGCUUAGAAUGAGACUUGUUGGAUUGAUGGAGGAUAUGAAGUAUAACGUUCAUAAGAUGAAGCAAACUGACCAAUGUUUGAAGAGUUUGAUAGAAGAUAAGAUGAAGGUAUUGAAUGGAGAAUUAGGGAAGAGUUCUGGAGAUAGUAUUGAGUUGUUGAAGGUAUUGAGUCGGCUAUGA
Brettanomyces nanus is the source of this 1221-nucleotide messenger RNA. RefSeq lists its product as uncharacterized. Bases 1 to 1221 code for a protein of 406 amino acids. The transcript is spliced from 2 exons. The record is from RefSeq and is a predicted model, not a curated record. Gene Ontology annotation, biological process: cell division; mitotic sister chromatid segregation. Gene Ontology annotation, cellular component: MIS12/MIND type complex. Lineage: Eukaryota; Fungi; Ascomycota; Pichiomycetes; Pichiales; Pichiaceae.